This is a messenger RNA of Dipodomys spectabilis (banner-tailed kangaroo rat), 915 nucleotides long. RefSeq names its product CD63 molecule (gene Cd63). The transcript is spliced from 8 exons. The coding region runs from base 96 to 812 and encodes 238 amino acids. Gene Ontology annotation, cellular component: membrane. NCBI's taxonomy places the organism in Eukaryota, Metazoa, Chordata, Mammalia, Rodentia, Heteromyidae. The record is from RefSeq and is a predicted model, not a curated record.
GCGGCGGGCGGGCGGGGCGCGGGGGGCGCAGCCAGAGGGCCGGGAGCCGCGGCGGAGAGGAGCGCGCGACCUCGAGGAGCUCAGGCCCUGCAGCCAUGGCGGUGGAAGGAGGCAUGCGAUGUGUCAAGUUCUUGCUCUACGUCUUCCUGUUGGCCUUUUGCGCCUGUGCCAUAGGAUUGAUCGCAGUGGGGGUAGCUGUUCAGCUUGUCCUGAACCAGACCAUCAUGCAGGAGACUACCCCGGUCACCCUGCUGCCUGUGGUCAUCAUUGCCGUGGGUGUCUUCCUCUUCCUGGUGGCCUUUGUGGGCUGCUGCGGGGCCUGCAAAGAGAACUAUUGUCUCAUGGUCACUUUUGCCAUUUUCCUGUCUCUUAUAGUGCUUGUGGAGGUGGCUGUGGCCAUUGCAGGCUAUGUGUUUAAAGACAAGGUGGUAACCGAAUUUGAGAAGGACUUCCGGCAAGAAAUGAAGAAUUACACUAAAAACAACAACACUGCUGUGGUACUGGAUGAGUUGCAGAAAAGAUUUAGCUGCUGUGGAGCUAGUAACUACACAGACUGGGAGAAUGUUCCUGGCAUGGCCAAGGACCGCGUCCCCGACUCCUGUUGUGUUAAUGUCACUGUGGGCUGUGGAAAUGAUUUCAAGGUGGAUGAGAUCAAUUCCAAGGGCUGUGUGGAGAGUAUCGGGGUCUUCCUGAGGAAGAAAGUGCUGCUGGCAGCUGCAGCAGCUCUGGGCAUUGCUUUUGUAGAGGUCCUGGGAAUUGUCUUUGCCUGCUGCCUGGUGAAGAGUAUCCGAAGUGGCUACGAAGUGAUGUAGGGAGCUAGUCUGUUCAGUUUCUUCAUUGGUGGGGAUCAUUGUGGGGAGUGGAAUAAUGUCCUCCAGGUUUUUCAAUUAAACGGAUUAUUUUUUCAGACCAAAA